Molecule: messenger RNA, 2784 nt
Organism: Linepithema humile (Argentine ant)
Lineage: Eukaryota; Metazoa; Arthropoda; Insecta; Hymenoptera; Formicidae
Product: novel acetylcholine receptor chaperone
Biological process (GO): positive regulation of protein localization to cell surface; chaperone-mediated protein complex assembly
Cellular component (GO): endoplasmic reticulum
Source: RefSeq, a predicted model, not a curated record
CGCGACGCAACUCACUUUACGUGCUUUGCACCGUCAGUCACAGAGGACGCCGUGCUAUGGAUGUGUAGUCCUUGCUGCAGCAGUCGCUUUCAAACUUCUGUCCAAGAGCGUGUUUCGCUGGCGGCAUUCGCGAGCAUGUGUUCAUAGACGUCUUCAUCGGUCGGGUCCUCCGUCACGAGGACGAGGUAGAACUUUUCGCGGGAACAACUCGUGCUUAAGUACGAUCGCAUUUGUGCUUUCGGCAAUCGAUCAGUGUACACGUUAACUCCAUCCGGGCUAUCAAAAUGGGCUCUAUAGUGCUUAAGUCACUUUCCGUGCUGCUCGGCGUAUUUUUUGUUUUCAUCGGCACCAUGAAGCUCACGUCGGGCAUCAGCAAGGAUCUGCACAAGGACUUGAGAAAAGAAUAUGUCAAAUACGCGAAAGUAUUCCCACUUUCUAGCACAUUUCAAUUCAAGAUACCCAGCAAGUGGUAUCGAAGAGUCGUCGGCUCGCUCGAGAUAAUUUGCGGUCUCGCCAUGGCGAUUAUUCCAAGUCAUAAAGUUAAAAAUUUGUCAAAUACAGUGUUGCUUGUUUUGAUGCUCAUGGCUGUAUACUCUCAUUACAUGGUCAACGAUAAGUUCGAGAGGGUCGCCCCGGCAUUGGUAUUCUUUUUUAUGCUCACGGGGCGAUUGGUAAUCGACUGGCAGUUGAGACGAGAAGACACGCAGUCUGUAACAGCAAACGGCGUUGACGAUAAAACUAAGAAGCAAGACUGAGCGAGAUUAUGGUUAAAGAAUAAAGUCAUUCGUUUUCAUGUUGAUUCUUUCAUGUGAUUCUAUCCGUUUCCGGAACACUAAAAAGAGUUCUCCGAUCAAAUUUACUUAUUUUUAUUAAUUUAUUUAUUUAUUUCAAAUUUAUACUCUCUCGCUCUUCCAUUGUUCCAAAAGUGGAAUUUUUAUUUCAAGACGAGAUUAUUUAACUUUCUCUUCUUAAUGUGUGCAUAAUGUAUGUGUUCUUAAUAUAGCUUCAAUACUUACAAAAAUUUUAUAAUAGGAGAAACAAUAAUUUAAAACAAUGUAGGUUAAGUUUGUAAAAAAUAUACAUCUCCGGAAGGAAAAACGAGAUGGAGAACAAAUCAUUUUUAAUGCAAACAUUAAUAUUUCACCGAUGGGACGUGUAGUUUCCCCUUUUAUUGUGUGCGCGGCUCGAUGUAUCCAAGUUGACCGAAGUAUCAACGUAUCCAAGCUUAUUUAGCCCUCGUCGGCGAGGUGUUAUAAUCAAUUUUUGUUGCACUUUAUUAUGCACGAUAUUGCAAUUUGUAAGAAUAAAAAACGAGCUGUCUGCUCGCUAUGGCAGACGCAAUCAGAUUUACAAUAAGACACGCGCAAAAGAAAGAGAAUUUUUUUUUCCUUGUUUAGCCUACGAUUAUUACGUUUCUUUUUUAUUGUUGAUGUAAACUACUCAACAAAUAUGCGACGUAGGCAACCUUUUUUUGUAAUUAGAAAAUCGUUUUUUGGUCAUUUGAUAAGGAUUAAAAAUUCGCAAAACAAAUCUAAUCUUUAAUACUAACCGCAAUUCUAGUCCUCAUUAUAUACGUAAACGUUUUCAUGAAUUGAUCAUAAUGUUUUAUCCCGCAGCACUGGCCCAUUAAAGUAUUAUUGCAUCAAUGUCGAUUGUCAUCGGCCAUUGUUAGAAAAAUUGUUAGAAAAACUAUCUGUCUCUAUUUAUAUUACAGUUAGGACAAUAAUAUAAAAAGAGCAAAUAUCAUUAAGAAAAUUACAUUAAUCCGUGAAAUUAAGUUUUAGGAACAAAUCAGCUUGAUUGCCUCAUUCUUGAUUCUGAAUUGGCUUGAUUGCGAGUUAAUAAUAUUUUGCUUCUUUUCAUGAUCUAAUAGGAGAAUUAUGACGUAAACAUUUAUGUAAUGUAGAAAAUACUGUAAUAUAAAUAGCUAUGCAGGAUAUCUCGGCAGGAAAGUAAAAUAUUUUGAAGAAUCAUAAUAUACAUUUUACGAAAAAAAUUCACGUACACGUGUGUCCGAUUUUGAACGGUUUCCAAGUUCUUUAAACAACUAGUUGUACGAAUAUUGCCAGUAACAGUUCAGAAUAAAUUUUCCCAUUUUCUUACAGUUGUAAAAUGUUGACGGUGUAAUUUUCGAAAAUGUCUUACAAAUUGUAAUAAAUUUGUCAUUUAAACAGUAAAUAUUAGAAAGAGUAAGAAAUAUCUUUUUACUAUCAGUAUUUUGCAACUAUACAUUUAAACAGUUCUAUCUUGGAAACUAUUCAAAAUGGACCAUUUAAAAUGUCCAUUUUUGUGAACAUUUUUCUUAGAAUAUUUUAUAUUGCAAUCUCCGAAAGUAUUGAUCUUUCCUGCAGAAAUAUCGUGUAUAAUAUAGACAAUUGAAAUACAGAUAGCUACAAUAUAAAUAACUAAAUUAGAAAUAACUUUUAUAAACAACUAUCCAACAUAAUAUAAAAUUAUUUAACAUAAACGACCAGCUGUAGCAUAAAUAGAAGAAAAUUUGAAUUUGUCACAACGUGUAAUACUAAUCAACAUUGAUGCAACCAGUUUUCAGAGACACUAGCUUAAGCACGAGGUACUAACUGCCAUUUCAAUGAAUGCGUCCUUUACAUAUGUCGUGUGUGAACGCGUGCGUGUAUGGAUAUACAGAAAAUCUUCUGUAGUUAACAAUCGGGACAUAUAUGCGCAUUAGUUAUUAACUUAUUUCUCAAAAAGUCAACGUGUGUAGAACAAAUGUGAUCGGACAAAUUUGAUAAAUAAAACCAAAAAUAAAAACCGUCAGACUUC